Messenger RNA from Cantharellus anzutake, 1818 nucleotides. RefSeq names its product aspartic peptidase domain-containing protein. The record is from RefSeq and is a predicted model, not a curated record. Gene Ontology annotation, molecular function: aspartic-type endopeptidase activity. Lineage: Eukaryota; Fungi; Basidiomycota; Agaricomycetes; Cantharellales; Hydnaceae. The transcript has 8 exons. Gene Ontology annotation, biological process: proteolysis. Bases 179 to 1543 code for a protein of 454 amino acids.
CUUUGGUGUGUCAGUUUCGGAUUUUAGACUUGAUGUAAACAACUCAUGAGUCUGCAACUUGAUCUUGCUCGCUAAACGGUCUCACUCAGCAUACGAGACCCUUCAAAUAGUACACCAUGUCUGCCUAUGCAUUGACUGUGUCCCGCUAUCUAUAUCUCUAUGGGAGCCUCUUCUUGAGAUGUUCGUCAUUCCUGCUUUCUGGAGUUUGGGGCUGGUAGCUCUCUGCCUUUUCUCCGUGGAUGCGCUUCCGAGUGGAAUCAAUCAUUCUAACGGCAUUUUGCUUCGACUUGACCGAAGGGCCCAUCCAGUGACAUCCCCCACCACGGACACAUCGAAAAAAAUAUUCGACCAAAACUUCGUAAAACAAGAGAUCAAGGCUGUUCUCUAUAAGUACCGGCAGGCAGCCAAAUGGAUUUCGAGCCUACGCAUCUCGAAUUCUAACCGAUUCAAUGUGAUAUCCGACAGCCUACCUCCUUCUCUAACGAAUUCUAACGGCAGCGUGGCUCCUGUUGGAGCCACGCCUCAACUGGAGACCCAAACCCGACUCCGACUCACAGAUUACAUGUCUGGCACCCUGGAUGUUUUGUACUUCGGCUAUCUAGGAUUCGGAACGCCUCCACAAACAUUAUCAGUCGACAUCGACACCGGCAGUGCAGAUAUGUGGGUUUCAUCGGAUUGUUCAGAUUGCCAGACAAAGCAGUUCGAUUCUAUGCGAAGCACCACUUAUCAAAGCACCACGCACCCGUUCAAUGUAUUUUAUGGAACUGGCUCUGUCACAGGACACAUGGCUCGGGAUCGUGUUGCAGCGGGGAGUCUGGAAGUGUCGCAAGAUUUUGGGGUCGUCAACCAGGAUAACGAUGCUCUUGCGGGAUCGCCUGUGAGCGGCCUCCUUGGAAUGGCGUUUAGCACCAUCGCAGUGUCCGAGAAACCCACAUUUUUUGAGAACCUCUGGGACCAGAAGAAAAUUCAGAGAGGCUACUUUUCUGUCCACUUGGAGAGAAAUAAAGCGCAAGGAUCUGAGCUUUGUCUUGGCUGUAUUGACAUGGGGAAGGCCCUGGGAAGUAUGACUUGGGCAUCACUUGCAUCUAGAUCGUAUUGGUCCGUCAACGUCGAUCGCAUCAAUAUUGAUACCCAAAACAACCGAACCGUUCAUGUUAACCUCGUGGCAGUCGUCGACACUGGAACAACCUUAGUUUAUCUCCCAAACGGUGUAGCAGAGAGUUUGUACAAUCAAAUACCUGGGGCAAGGCGAGCUACACAGUUUGGCGAUGGCUUCUGGACAUACCCUUGUGCAUCUACACUCGCUAUCGGUUUUGUGAUUGAUGGCAACAGCUACAGUAUCAGCCCCUUCGACUUCAAUCUUGGCCGAACGUCUACCACGUCUACAGAGUGUGUUGCCGGAAUCCUCUCGAUCGGCGAUGGAUUUCCACCUGGCCUUGCCAUUCUUGGUGACGAAUUUCUCAAGUCUUGGUAUACUACGUACGAUUAUGAGAAUGGAGGACGUAUAGGUUUUGCACCGAGUAUUAACAACCGACCGCCAUGAAAGGCAGCAUGGAGCAUGAGUGAUACCAGGCACCUCCGACUCUGCUUUCCCACCCCCGGCACACAAUGCACGGAAACAAUGGUUCGGAUAGGCAGACUAAUGACGACUUUGCUCAAUAUCUGAAAUUGCUUGUCGGGAGCUGGUGGGUGGCUCCACCUCAAGCGCAGAAGGCGGUUCACCAGGAUUGGACACCGUUGGCGAUUGGGGCACUUCGCCGUCCCGCGGUACAAAUGGGUUUUUGAUUGCCUCGAGAGGCGUAGCGUCGACUUCAAUCU